GUCUGCUGAAUAUUCCGCAGGAGUGUGUCACUGCACAUCCCCGCGUGUCUGUGUGGUCGAAACUGGCGUGUCCGGCUCCGUCUGUCCGAAUCUGAGACGAUGUGGCCGCAACAAGCCGCCGAACUUGCGCUCCUGGCGCUACUCUUAUGCGAUCUCAGUGGUGUUGAAGCCGUGGAUGCUCCGGUGAGUGGGAGCGGAGGGGGAGCACGAGGGCUGCGUAAGGCCACGCAGGGGAUGCGUCGCUUACGGCUCGGGGCGCGGCCCGUCAGGGACAUCGGCAUUGACAGCCGAGACGACGACUACUUGGAGAACCUUGAGAGAUCCUUCAGAGGGAAAUCAUACAGAGAGCUCGACGACAACAACAGAGGAAGAGGAUUCGGGACUUCGACGGGCAGAGGCUUUGCGGGCGACGCGAGGCCAUACGACGCCCGGGAUAGCAAUUCGGGAACUGAUAGAGGAUUCGGAGCGUAUAGGAAACCCUACAAUUUUGACACCAAUGAGAGAAGUUCUGAUAGAGACGUCGCGGAGCGGAGCAGAGGAAGGGAUGUUGCGGACGGACACUAUAAGCCGACACGCGUCAGUGACUACCAUAACGGCAACGCCAACAGAAACACCGGCCUCUCUCGAAACGAUGAAACUGACAGUCAACGUUGGCUUAAGAUUUUGGCAGAAUUUCUAAAGACAUCGGAAGAGGGACGAGAGUUGCUGCGAGCGCAGAGCGGUUCUUUACAAGUGGGAGGCGACGGGGCGCAGGGCCGACUGCCGCUGCCCGUGCUGCUGGUGCCCGUGGCCGCGCCUGGCCCACAAUGUUCAGCGUCGCCGCCGCCCCUCCCCCAGAACGAGCUGCAGCCGCCUUCAGACUACCUCCCCCCGCUCCCCCCGCACGACAACCGUCCCCGCCCGCCUGCCGACACCACCGACCGCGGGGAGUCACCCUUCACACCAGACUCUCGAAACCUGAAGUCCACACCCAACAAAGAUGACGUGGAACUGCUGCUGCAGUUGUUCCGACAGGAGCAGCCGCGCGCGCCGCUGCUGCCGCCCAUGUUGCUGCCCGAGUCCCCCGCCCCCGCCCCCGCCGCGCCCACACCUCCGGACACCUCCGUCCCGCCCCCCGCCCGCUUGCGCUUCCUCCACUCCUUGCUGAUCCGCGCCGAGCUCACCGUCUACUACGCCGACUACACUGAGCCCUACACCGUCUGGUACGACGCGCAGACGGGGUCGUCGCGCGUGGACCUGCACGGCGGCACCACCGUGCUGUACCGCACCGUCCUCCCCAACAACCAAGUCCAACGAGUGCAGGUAAGUAUCGAGCGCUACGAGGACGAGGAGCGGCGGCGCUGCGUGCGGCUGACGAGCGGCGCCACGGACGCCGACCGCAGUCCGCCCGGCCUGCCCGACCCCGAGCCCUUCAGCUUCCACGGAUACAACUCGACACCAGACGGCCGUAUGGAGCGCUGGACAUACUCGCUGGCGGGGCAGGUGGGGGAGCUGGGCGCGGCGCGGGGGGAGGCGCUCACCUUCCGCCACGAGCUCCUGGCGGCGCGCGUGCGCCCCGACUUCGUCAUCCCCUACAAAUAUCGCGUGACAGUGGACAGCUCCGUGCUGGGUCCGGAGGUGGACUGGUAUGAGCACCGCUACUUGGAGGUCCGCGAGCAGCAGCCGGAGCCCCGCUACAUGAGCGUGGACGCGGAGCGCGACUGCGACGUCACCGAGACCUCGCAGCGACUCGAGCGCGUGGACCCGCUGCGAGAGUUCGUUAUGACGCAUCGUGACACGCGAUGCGACACCGACUUUGAUAAGUUUAAGGAAACUUUUGAUGUGAAAUAUGAAAGCGUCGAGGAAGAAGCUAUGCGCAAGACAUUGCUAAUAAGAAGCCUUCACUUCGUGGAGUCCGCAAAUCGUCAAGGGGGACCCGCACUCCUCGAAGUGAACGAGCUGAGCGUUUUGCUGCACUACGAGAAGAAUCUACUAGAAGGGCUUGUGGACGACACGGAGGGGGAGGAUGAGCCUGGGGCAGUAGGAGCGGCGCCCUUCGGCUUCCUGCCAGAGAACCGACUCCAGCCCGAACCCUUCCCGUACUCGGCCGAGGAAGCAGCUGACCUCGCGCGGCAACUGCCCGCCGCAUUCAGCUGGAAGAGGCAAGGCGCCGUCACACACGUGCGCAAUCAAGGGCUGUGCAAGACGUGCUGGGCGUUCUCGGUGGUGGCGGCGGUGGAGGGCGCGCUGUUCCUGCGCACGGGCGCGCUGGUGCCUCUCAGCGACCGGCAGCUGGUCGAGUGCGCCGGCGGCCACUGCGACCGCGGCAAGCACGUCGACUUCCCCUACCGCCGCAUCCGCGACCACGGCAUCGCCGCGCUCGCGAAUUACACCAGCUACGACUACGAAAACCCCACAGUGGGGCAGUGCAAGCGGGAGGGUGGCCCCGUCACCAGAAUCAGCGGCUUCGUCCGAGUGACCAACAGCGCUGACGCUCUCAAGGUAGCGAUCGCGCGACACGGCCCCAACGUUAUAGAAGUGGACUCGAGCUGUGACUCCUUCCAUUACUUCAAGGCCGGAGUGAUCAUUGACCGGCGCUGUAACCCUGCGGCGCGUCUGCACGCCAUCACCGCCGUCGGCUUCAGCCGGCACAAGCGGUACGGCGACUACUUCAUCGCCAAGAACUCGUGGGGGCUGGCGGGCAACCGCGGCUACGUGCACCUGCACGCGCGCUCCAACGCGUGCGGCGUGCACACCGCGCCCUCGUACCCGCUGCUGGCCGCUGAUGACGUCAUCGCCCGCUCGCGCCUCGCCGCGCUCGCCACCAGGCACCCCGACGAGAAGAGCAUCUUUGACACCAACACCGCCAGCAAGAGAGAAUUCGCGGCGGGCCGUAAAAAGUAUCUGGCCGACAGACGGAAGCAGCAACAGAAAAAGCAAAGAAAUUAAUAUGAAUGAGUACGCAUUUUCGCGACACCUAGUCAUAAUAUCCUAGUCAUACAGGCUCGUAAUUGCGCCUAUAUCGAGACGGUAUCUUCCAACUGUGUGAUAACUUUUCUUUAUAAGUAGAUACCUAUUAAUAUACUUUGUAAUGUAAGAAUGUGGCAUGUUUAAACAUAUUUUAA
Molecule: messenger RNA, 3104 nt
Organism: Plodia interpunctella (Indianmeal moth)
Lineage: Eukaryota; Metazoa; Arthropoda; Insecta; Lepidoptera; Pyralidae
Exons: 14
Coding region: 100-2928 (942 amino acids)
Cellular component (GO): lysosome
Molecular function (GO): cysteine-type endopeptidase activity
Source: RefSeq, a predicted model, not a curated record